Molecule: messenger RNA, 705 nt
Organism: Ceutorhynchus assimilis (cabbage seed weevil)
Lineage: Eukaryota; Metazoa; Arthropoda; Insecta; Coleoptera; Curculionidae
Source: the annotation of a GenBank genome assembly
AUGACUUCAAAUUUAGUGAAAGAUUCGUAUAGUAUCCUGAUCCAAAAAAACAUUAUUCAUCAUCAAAAAGAAUGGUUGAAGGCACUAGAGGUUUGUCCAGAAGAAAUUGAUUUCAUAGAAAAAAAUGUGAACGUUCCCUAUUGUAUUGCCGGUGGAUUCAGCUCUUUUCUUUGCGGUUACACCAACACAUUUGACGAUAUUGACGUAUUUGUAUGUACUAAUGCACCCGAUUCUAAAUUAAGAAAAAUUCUAACAACAAAAGGUAUCGAGGAUGACUAUGAUAGAGCGAACUUCUCAAUUUACGACUACACACUUCUUUCUCGGAAAAUUCAAUUCAUUUUUAUUGGAAAACCGUGGGUAACAAAUAAAGUGGCUUAUCUCAAUCAUAUGUGUGCCAUCAUCUUCAGAUUCGACCUAGCCAUUUGCAUGACGGCAAUUUUACCAAAUGGAUGUACGUUGGACUUUUCUCAUCUGAAGUUCAAUGAUGUUGGUAUCAAGCCAGAAAGGGUCGUGAAGUAUUCGAAAAGGCCCAUUAAAAUUACUAAAGUUCAAAGCUUGCAAGAGCAAAUUGUAAUUUUGCAACUAACACAAUUCAUGAGAGAAAAUGGGUUGAGAAAGUUGCAGCAACAGUUUGGAGAGUUUUAUGGUUUUUUAACUCCUACCUUAGCGGCGAAGAUAUGGCGUUACAAAUAUAAUUAUUGCUAA